AUGUCGUGGCUAUGGGAUUGGUUUUCCGGCGUCUUGAACUUCCUCGGGUUGGCAAAGAAAAGCGGAAAGUUGGUAUUCCUUGGCCUGGACAAUGCCGGUAAAACUACACUCCUCCACAUGCUCAAAGACGACCGGAUGGCUCAACACGUUCCCACGCUUCACCCUACGUCUGAGGAGCUCUCACUCGGCGGGAUGCGCUUCACCACCUUUGAUCUCGGAGGCCACGCUCAAGCGCGUCGUGUCUGGAAAGAUUAUUUCCCGGCUGUUGAUGCAAUCGUCUUCCUCGUCGAUUGUGCCGAUCACGAGCGAUUCGUGGAGAGCAAGGUCGAGCUUGAAAGCUUGCUGCGUGACGAACAGGUGGCUGCUUCACCGAUCUUGAUUCUUGGAAACAAAAUCGACAAACCGAAUGCCAUCAGCGAAGAUCAGCUGAAGUGGCACCUCGGCGUCCAGCAUCUCUGCACCGGCAAAGGAGAAGUGGCCCGUGGCGACUUGGCCUCCCGUCCGUGUGAAGUCUUUAUGUGUUCGGUUCUUCGGCGUCAGGGUUAUGGAGAAGGUUUCCGGUGGCUGGCACAAUACCUUGAC
Mesorhabditis spiculigera is the source of this 582-nucleotide messenger RNA. NCBI's taxonomy places the organism in Eukaryota, Metazoa, Nematoda, Chromadorea, Rhabditida, Rhabditidae. The record is from the annotation of a GenBank genome assembly.